Molecule: messenger RNA, 410 nt
Organism: Aphanomyces invadans
Lineage: Eukaryota; Oomycota; Saprolegniomycetes; Saprolegniales; Verrucalvaceae
Exons: 1
Coding region: 35-232 (65 amino acids)
Source: RefSeq, a predicted model, not a curated record
CGUUAUUCCACAUCUGACUUCCCUGCCGUUCCUCAUGACCGCCGCCACCAAAGUUGCCGAUGCCGCCCACAAGAUCGUUGUCGCGGGGCUCUUGAGCGCCACUGCCUUUGGGCUGUAUGAUGUCACACGAGGUUUCACAGUGAUGUACUCGCGAAACGCGGAGCGACAGCGCGCUUACGAAGCUCAACAAGCGCAAGCGGCUUCAGGACAGCAACCGACCUCGUCCGCAUAGGACAACGACGCCGCCCGGCCUUCUUCCCAGAAGUUACUACUGUUUACCGUGAACGCAGUAUCAAGCAAGGCAUCCUCGUGCUUCAAGCGAAAUAGAGUUGCGAUGAGUGAUAUUGCGCGGCCUCGGGGUGCACAUCUAGCGUUUGAUAUCUAACAGGAACUUCAUUUUUUAAGCGUCA